GCGCGGGGAUCUGCUUCGCGUCGCGUGGGAGAUGCUGGGGGGUCGUAGCAGUUUGGCUAAGGCCAUCGCAGUGCUCCCGCGGCUGGAGCGAUGGAGCCAAUGCUGGCGCGCGGGCGCGCGCUGCGCGCGCGGCUGUGCACGGGGCGGGGGGAGGAGGAGCUGGACGGGCCUGGUGGCAGCGGGGCUCUGCUGCACCGCGUGCUCUUCAUGAGCCUCGCGAGGCAGCCGCGGAGGCGGGCGUUCCUGCGCCAGCUGCGGCGCUGCCCCUGCCUCAGCGGGCGCGCGGAGUGGCUGCCUGCGGUGGACGGCGCCCGCAUGGUGCUGGACGAGGUGCCUGCAAGCAUCGUCACUGCAGAGGGGGUCGCGGAUGCAAGGUUCCCUCGCGACAAGGUCCUUGGCUACGUGCUCACGCGCGGGGCGAUAGGACUCGCCUGCUCCCUGCACGAGGCACUUCGUCGCAUCGCCCAGGACACGGAUGAGCAGCACGUUUACCUGCUCUGCGAGGACGACGCGACCUUUGCGCCCGAUUUCUCCGCCGCCUUCUCGGCUCUGCUGGCCGCGACCGAAGCCCACGACCCUCACUGGGAGGUGCUGCACGUGGGGUACGACCCGCGGUGCACGGAGGUGGGCCCGUGCGGCCGCGCGGAGUGCGCAGCCGCUGCCUCAGACCCCCGACGUCGUGCUCCGGGACAGAACCCAAACGGUGUGUUUUUGGCGAUUUCGUGGGCCGUGUUCGUUUCGACUUCGUUGUGCGGUGAAGGCGGAAUCGAGACAAAGGCGAGGGAAACCGAAAACAAAACGAAAACGAAAAACACCGUUUAG
Messenger RNA from Prorocentrum cordatum, 822 nucleotides. The record is from the annotation of a GenBank genome assembly. Lineage: Eukaryota; Dinophyceae; Prorocentrales; Prorocentraceae.